This is a messenger RNA of Saccostrea cuccullata (small rock oyster), 637 nucleotides long. RefSeq names its product transmembrane protein 11, mitochondrial-like. Gene Ontology annotation, biological process: inner mitochondrial membrane organization. NCBI's taxonomy places the organism in Eukaryota, Metazoa, Mollusca, Bivalvia, Ostreida, Ostreidae. The coding region runs from base 41 to 580 and encodes 179 amino acids. Gene Ontology annotation, cellular component: mitochondrial inner membrane. The record is from RefSeq and is a predicted model, not a curated record. The transcript is spliced from 2 exons.
CCUUGACACAACUCUUUCGUAAAAGAAGGAGCAGUGGAAAAUGUCGCACAUUUCAAAUUUACGCCGGAACUCAAAUGAUUCAUUCCCAGAUUUUGUUAUUAUCUAUGAAACAACAGACCCUGACAAUCCAGAUGAACAAGAAAAAUUAGAAACCGAGUUGGAAUUAGCAUUUCAAAGACAGGUGGCACACAUAAUAAUCGAACCAUUCACACUUGGAAAAGACACCGCAAGAUGGAUAAAAAUGGGAAAUUUUCUUCACAAAUCAUGUGUCGUUAGCGGCAUCAUUUCCUUGAUCACAGGGUAUUGCAACAAAGAUCUUGUUUCAUAUACAUUUGCUGGAGUCAGCUUUUUGACAGCAGGAUUAUAUGCAUUGUCUUGGGCAAGUGAUCCCUGUUGUAAAUAUCAGAUAGAGAAAAACAAGAGAAGAAUUCAAGACCUGCCAUUACAUGAACUGUCCUCCACAUCAGUAGUGGUACUUGUCAGAAGGGACGAUGCUCGAAGGAAAUACCUACAGAACAUUGUCUCCUUCUCCGCUGUGUGUCUCAGUGCUUACAAAGUUUAUAAUAUGUACUACUUAUGACAUUACAGUCUUGUUUGAUUAUUAUUAUAUUUCAUAAUAAAAAUAUUUGUAUUGAAA